Messenger RNA from Grammomys surdaster, 1629 nucleotides. RefSeq names its product chromosome unknown C1orf87 homolog (gene CUNH1orf87). Lineage: Eukaryota; Metazoa; Chordata; Mammalia; Rodentia; Muridae. The transcript has 12 exons. The record is from RefSeq and is a predicted model, not a curated record. The coding region runs from base 1 to 1629 and encodes 542 amino acids.
AUGUCUUCACCUUGGAAGACCCCACGCAGUUCAGCGCCAAUGCCGGAGAUGAUAGUGAAAAUUAUUGGAAGUAAACACUUUCGGUACUUCGUAGAAAAGCCAACCAAUACGCAGAAUGAGAAGUCGAAGACAGAACCUCAAACCUCACUCCAGAAACCCACGACUGAUUACACAAGACAGGUGAGCAGAGACCUGCCAGGACCCACUGAUACUUCUGUGCAACAAAUACCUGCUAACCCAGCUGAGAAGGAAGAAAGCAAGCACCCAAGCAGCAGCCCAAAACCAGAAAGCAAUCAAAAGUUCUUAACCAGAGUACUCAGUAACAGAUUCCUGGAUGACAGGUUUUCCCAUGAGGCAAAUAUCCACUGCAGCUCAGUACCAACAGGAGACCAAUCUCAAUCCUAUAUACAUAGUCUUCCCAGAAGAAAAUCUAUAGACUGGUACUUGGAACAUACAGCAAAGGACAACUCUGGCCAAGCUGAGGAAGCUGUCCAAAGGCCAAGCAUAACAACAAGAGAAGAUUGUUUUCUAAUCACGUUGGUCAGAAGAGAACUCAACUCACACCCAUUGAGCUCCAACUUGUUGGACAAACUUCAGAAAGAGCUGAGGACUCUGGACCCCAUCUCUUCGGGCUUUCUCCACCAGUCACAGCUGAGCCGUCUCUUCCUAAGACAUAAAGUCCCUCUGCCAUUACCAACAGUCAAGCUCCUCUGCCAAAGAUUUUCUAGAAGGGGUUCUGCAGAAAUGGUGAAUUAUGGAGAGCUACUCUGUUUUUUGAAAGAAGCAACUAAAGAUAAUUUACAGCAAAAUGGAACAGCCAUAUAUAGCAACCCAAGGAAAGCUCCAAAUCCAAACCACAAUAAACAAAGCAUACCACCUCAAGCUUCCAGCUCACUGUCUGAAGUGAACAAGAGCCUGCUGGAGAUUUUGAAGAUGGCACUAAGAACAUGCCAAGGCAAAUUCAACGUAGACUGCCUCAACCUGAGCUUUCGAAGAGAAGAUCGCUCAUUUUCUGGCUGCCUGCCCCUGCCCAAGGUCAUGUCUAUAUGUAGUAAGCAUGGACUGUAUGUAUCCAUGACCCUGCUGGAAACAUUACUACAUCACCGAGAGUUGGGUUGCAGAGGUGAAAUAAAGUGGAAGAAUUUUGUUAAGUGGUUGAACAUGGCUUCUUCUGAUUUGCUGUGUGAUAUGCCAGCAGGAAAGAAUAAAAAGGAAAUUCAAAAGGACAUACCUGAAAGACUCCAAAGAAAAACUGAACAUGUGAAAAUUCCAGAAGAGAAUCUGCAGCCAAAAAUCCCUACCACUAUGACUUCAGCCCCAGAAGACCCUUUGACCUCCUUUAAGAGCAGGCCAGUCUCCCAGCCUGUUGAACAUUCAGCUGUGAUGAAGGAUAAACAACCUGAGUUAUGGAUAGAAAGGUUCAGAAAGCUGGAAAAUGCUCUUUAUCUGUGUGACCUGAACAACACAGGAGUGCUGGAGCAGGAGCAAGCCAGGCGCCUCAUUCACAACUACAACCUCAUUUACAACUUGUCCCUGAGUCCCCGGAGAAUCAACCAGGCCUUGCGAAGAUACAGUUCUGGAGAAAACAUAAUCUUGGAACCAGCACUUCAGUACUUAAAGGAGCUGUGA